CAAAAAUUGUCUUUCAGGUGGAAACUCCCUUCAUAAAAUCUGCCACCAUCGGACCUGUUCCCCUGCCACCAAAAGAUCACGUCGUUAAGCCCAAUGAUAUAGCUGUUGUGUCGGGAUGGGGCAACCUCUGGCAAGGAGGACCAAGCACUACCAAGCUGCAACGAGUCAACAUCCUCAUCGCCGAUCAAGCUUACUGCAACAAUACUUAUAAUGAAGAUUGGGGAUUUGCCGUCUAUCCCACGCAAGUUUGCGCACAUGAUCCGUCGACCGAAAAAGGAUCUUGUCAAGGUGAUUCUGGUGGCCCACUGACUGUCGGUGGAAAACUCGUUGGAUUGGUAUCCUGGGCGGCUGGUUGCGCCAGCACCGUUUAUCCCACCGUAUUCACGCGUGUCGUCUCUUAUCUGGAUUGGAUUGAGGAAAACACGAUCUAAACCAAUACAAAUCUUGCUUCCAACUA
Wasmannia auropunctata (little fire ant) is the source of this 457-nucleotide messenger RNA. Its product is annotated as trypsin-1-like. The record is from RefSeq and is a predicted model, not a curated record. The transcript is spliced from 3 exons. Gene Ontology annotation, molecular function: serine-type endopeptidase activity. The annotation marks the transcript as partial. Lineage: Eukaryota; Metazoa; Arthropoda; Insecta; Hymenoptera; Formicidae. Gene Ontology annotation, biological process: proteolysis.